Molecule: messenger RNA, 264 nt
Organism: Caenorhabditis remanei
Lineage: Eukaryota; Metazoa; Nematoda; Chromadorea; Rhabditida; Rhabditidae
Exons: 3
Coding region: 1-264 (87 amino acids)
Molecular function (GO): phosphatidylinositol binding
Source: RefSeq, a predicted model, not a curated record
AUGGUCGAAGAGGGAAAGUACACGGUGUAUCGUAUUCAAUUAACAGUCGACACGUAUACGUGGACUAUCGAACGAAGAUACAGUGACUUCGAUGCAUAUGAUGUUCAACGAUUCACAGAUCGAAAGAAAUCAUUCCUCCCACCGAAAAAGCGAAUUGGAAACAAAGAUCUUGAGUUCAUCGAAGAGCGACGAAUCGAGUUGGAGAAGUAUGUUCGAGCACUUUUGGAGCUGGAACAAAAUUUUUCGAUUUUCAUCAAUAUGUAA